UCGCUUCCGCUUGGGGCGGGGCUAGCGCGCGGGGGCACCCUGGCAGAGGCUGCGGGUGUCCGCGCCCCCGACCCGUCCGCAUGGAGUCGGGGGUGCGCCGCGGCUUGGCUACCGCGGGGGGACUGGCCUCGGCGACCCCGAUGCCAAGGCACGAAUUGGGGGCCGGGGCUGAGGCGCGGGUUCGCGGCCCCGGUGCCGUCGGAGCCCGCCGCUUCCUGCUCUGUCUUUACCUGGUGGGCUUCUUGGAUUUGUUUGGUGUCAGCAUGGUCGUCCCUUUACUGAGCCUUCAUGUCAAGUCUCUUGGAGCAAGUCCAACAGUUGCUGGAAUAGUAGGCUCCUCCUAUGGCAUUCUGCAGCUCUUUUCCAGCACACUGGUGGGCUGCUGGAGUGAUGUGGUUGGAAGACGGUCUUCCUUGCUGGUGUGCAUUCUGUUCAGCGCCCUGGGUUAUCUGAUUCUUGGAGCAUCCACCAAUGUGUUCCUGUUUGCCCUGGCUAGAGUCCCUGUGGGUAUUUUUAAACAUACCCUCUCCAUUUCAAGGGCUCUGCUUUCUGAUCUGGUUGCAGAGAAAGAACGGCCACUAGUAAUUGGACAAUUCAAUGCAGCAUCUAGUGUGGGCUUCAUCUUGGGCCCCAUGGUUGGUGGAUAUCUUACGGAGCUAGAAGGUGGAUUUUAUCUGACAGCCUUCAUCUGUUUCUCUGUCUUCAUCCUCAAUGCUGGUCUGGUUUGGCUGUUUCCCUGGUGCGAAGCGAAGCUCUCCAGUGCAGAGAAAGGCCAGCCAGCGAGGAGGAACUCUGCACCCUGGGGGAGGAGAGAUGGUCAAGGGCAGGAAACCGCCACCCCUCCCCGGAGCACAGUCCGCACCAGACCUGCCAGGCCGCCCUGGCUGGAGUUCGCAUCCACACUGCGCGACAUGAAGAGCCUGAUAUUUUCCGAGAUGUGGGACAUCUUCGCCGUGCGCUUGCUGAUGGCAGUGGCGGUCAUGCUCUACUACAGUAACUUCGUGCUGGCGCUGGAGGAGCGCUUCGGGGUGCGGCCGCGGGUGGCCGGCUACCUCAUCAGCUAUGGCAGCGCGCUGGGCGCUCUGGCCGGCCUGGCGCUGGGGCCCCUGCUGCGACUGUACCGGCACGACGGCCACGCCCUCCUGCUGCACUCGAGCGCGCUCACCUGCCUGCUGCUGCUGCUGCACGCCUCCGCCCGCUCGGUGCCCGUGGCGGUGCUCUGCUCCUCGCUGCUGGCCGUGUCCACCGCCGUGGGCAGGACCUGCAUCACCGACCUGCAGCUGGCCGCGGGCGGGGCGCAGGCCAGCGGCACGGUCAUCGGCGUGGGGCAGUCCGUGACGGCUGUGGGCCGGAUCAUCGCCCCACUCCUCUCCGGGCUGGCGCAGGAGCUGAGGGGGAGCCACUGAAGAAUUCAUGCUGGUGAAUGCUCCGUGCACUUGAUGUUAAAGAUCCCUCGAGGGCGGUCAUCCAAGGGGAAUGGGAAGGAGAAGUCACAGGCACUGAGGGCAUCAGGUAGGGCACGAAAUCUGAAAGGCCUGGGGACUGUCAGCUUGUGACCUCCGGGGAGGCACUGGGUGGCAGAGCUUAGAUAAGGUUAGCUAGUAAUGAGUGUUGAGACAUUCUGCCCCGUCCUCCGUUAGCUGUAAGAGAACAUGUGUGGGCAAUUAUGAGAGAUUGUUCUCUGCAUGUCCUGAAUAUUAGGAGACAUGUUUUCUGUGGGACACUUUUAUAAGAAGUUUAGACACCUGUGGGGGAGCCGUGGGGGAGCCCCUGGGGGAGUCAAUCCGCUUAGGGGAAAUUUCCGGCUUUGGGGCACCUGCUAGAAGGGAUAGCUUUUUAUUUGGAAUGUAUAGUAAAAGCCAGCAUGGUGAUUUCCCAUGUCCUAUUCCCUCUGGAAACCUUAGCCUUCCAGAAGUCUCUGAAAUAAGAUUCCCACAGAUCUAGCCAGGAUGAUGUAUAAACGUAGCUCUUCUCAGAAAAGGGUGAUGGACUGAGAAAAAUUGUUUUUCUGUCCUAAAAUUGUAUUUUCCCAAAGAACUUUGCCAGUUAUGUGGUAAUAAUUUUCUUUAAUAAUACAAUCCCUUUAAAAUUAUAACAAAGUGUUAUCAUUUAUUCUGAGUGUAAUUUUUAGGAGCUGUUGCUGCAUCCUGACUGUAUAUGUAAAGUCAGGGUCCAAAAGCACUGGGAAAUGUUAACCUCCAGUUAUGCCAAAACGCGUCCUAAUAGUAAGAACAACAAGCAUUUGGCUUUUCAAACCAUAUGCUAAUACCAAAUGUAUACAUAAUCUUAAAUUUAUUGCACAUCUUUGGCAAGCAGAUUGUUUUAAGAUGACAUCUCAUCAGUAGGAUUUAUUUUUACUUAAUCAGAUACACAAAUACUAAGUUAUUUUAACACAAUAUUUUACGGUAGAUUUCUCAUUUCUCCCAAACAGAUCACCUAAACUCACCACUUCACAGACAGCUGUGUACGAACACAAUAUAGACAAUUUCUGUUUUCCUGAUUCAGUACAUUGUAAGAGAUAAUGCUGAUUUUAAUUUGGAAUUGGAUACUCUCAAACAGCUUGCACUGUUCCUCAAGGGGAAAAGAUAAUUAUAAACAUUAAGGAAGGAGGUGUUAAUUAUUACCCAUAAUUACAUAGCAUAAACUAUAGCAUAAGAGGGGACUAAGGACCUUGUUUGAAUAAAAAAAAAAUUGUAUGUUGAUCAGCCUUGUUGUAAACUAUACUACAUCCUGAUAAAUAAAAAUCCGCUUUUUUUUUUUUCCAAAGCAUACACUGUGGAGGGAAAAAUAGUUAAAAUACCUAUGAAUAGUUGCAGUUUACAACAUUGAAUAGGAGAUGACCUUUCUUUAGGCUUAUCAAAGAAUCUCUUCUAUUUUGAAUCACUGGGACUCAGGUGCUUACCCAGACUGAGAAUUUUUUUUUUUUUCCCCAUGAGAUACCUUACCCCUAAACCUAUCCUGAGUUUGCCUAAUGAAACUGAAACCACAUGAACUCUCCGGAAUGAACCUAAUGUAAUAAACGCGUUUGCUGCUGACUAUGGGGCCUGGCCCUCGGAUCUGAGUGCACAUGAAUGGGUACAUGACCUGGGCUUGCCCUGGUCUGUGCUGUGGGCUGGGCUGGAACAUAGGCCCUGGCAUCAUAAGCCAACUUCUGACAGUGCCAGGCGGUCAUGACAUGGAGAAGAGCGAGCGUUUUCUCCUGGUCACCUUCAGAGCACCUUCCAUCUUCUAGGAAUGAACAAAACAAGAAAGUAUGUCAAGUUGUAACGCUUUCAAACUCAUUCUCCAGCUAAAGGUAAGGACUUGAACUGGAUGCCCGACAGGGGUACAUAAUUAUGGUAGUAAAUACAGUAAACGGUGUUGAGUAGGUGCCAAAAACUAUAUGUUAGUGAAAACCUAAAAAAUUGAUGUGUUGGUACAGAACCCUGCGUACUCUUGUAAAUUUUACCAUAAAUUUGGUAAGACAGUUGAUGGCAUCCACCUAAUUUGUCUUGCUUGAGUUGGCUUGGGAAGGCAGCAUGAAUGUUCCAAGGCAUGCAUUAUUUUUGAACCCUUUACAAGGGUCUGUUUACAUAGAGAAAAUUAAUGGGCCAGUUAUAAUCAUCAUUUGAGUUUAACACAGUUAAAAAUGUUAUCCCUGUUUUGAGAUAUGAUGUAUAUUUGAAGCUAAAGCAACUGAUAUUUGUAAUACUCUUAAAUUCUUACUUUCACAAAUUCCAGGUAUCAUGACUCCAUUUUAGCACACAGGAAAAUGGUUUUGAUAUAUAAAUGCAAAAAUCGAAAUUGGGGUGCUGUCCUUAUUUCUCGUGAUGCAUUAUUUUAUCCAUAGUGAUUAAAUAUCUUUAUUCCAUUAAAUGUUUCCACUCCAUACUUAUUCAACACUUAGAUUUUUGUACAUUUCACAGAAACCAAGAGAAAUUCUUUGUUAGUACACAUACAUAAAAUUUCUGUUUGGCAAGCAUAAUUACCAAAUGCUGGAUGCAGAGAGCCCUCAUUUAAAUUGCAAAUUUUUUUACCACGUGUAGUGAUGACAUAACAGGACCCAGUGAAAUUAAAAAAGAGGGAGAAGAAAAACAUUUGCAUAUUUAAUUCAGGGUGUUUUGUUGGCAUUCUGUCUCCUGGACAGGGCAUUUCCAUACUGCACAACACAAGGAUAACAGAUCCCCAUGAAACAUCUGUAACAUGAAACCCCUGAAGUCGGUUCUCAGCCAUUCAAAAUCAUCAAUACGCUAUGCAGAUAAAAAAUUUGAUAAUCCAUUGACAGCAGAUAUAUUAACUCUAGACAAAGAAACACCUAUUUCUCUGAUGAGACAGGUAAGAGAACUGACCGGUAUUUCCUGACUAUUUUUAGAGGUAGUAAAAUAGAAUUUUCUUUGAAAAAAUUGUAGGAAGUUAGAAGACAGAAGGGAUCAAAAAACUAUGUACCAUUGCAACAUUAAAGAAGACGUUCAAAACUAACCAUGUGGGUGCUUCGGCUGCACAUCUGCAGGGGGUGACCACGUUUGAGGGGGUCAGCCACAUGUAGAGUGAAUGACAUUGGAAAAAAUCUAAAGGAAGGUGUCUUUUCUCUUGAACAAAGUGCUGUGGUCAUAGCCAGGCAGCACUUACCCUGAUGGGGGUUCUCUCUGCCUUACAAGCAGAUUCAAGAAAGGGCCUGGUUAAGACGUUGGAUAUAAAGUACCAGCAAGCUACACAUUUUGCUCUGAAAGUUACACACACACACACACACACACACACACACACACACACACUAUCUCUCUCUCUCUCUCUCUCUCAGAUCAUCCGACAGUUGAGUCCUGAGCGUUCCUCGUUCAUCUUAACAAAGGGAAUCAACAUACAAUGUUCAGGCUUGGGCAGACCAUGCCAACACCUACUUCCACCAAAGAAAUCUCUUUAAUCACUCUUUGGAGAGGAAAGUAAGUGUGAACUUCAAACUAACAAUAUUACAGUUCUUACAUUUGUUUAUAAAAUGCCAGUUUUAACAUAAACAUGAUUUGGACAGUACAACAAAUGGAAAACAUACUGAGACAUGUAAUAAAUAACUUCUCUAUGCUCUUUAUAUAAAUAAACACUCCCUUCCCCCACUACAAAGCUUAGUAAACGCCAAAGGGAAUUUCGUCCCAGAUAUUCUGGGAGCUUGUACACAAAAUGCACAUUUUUUUAAACUUUUGAACUUUGGAGCCAAUUUCUAGUUGUUCACUAACUGUCCUGUUCCCAACAGUCAGCCCGUAGCAUUACAGGUAAAGAAAUAAGCCUAGACUUUGCAUUUAUAGGUAGUUCAAGUCAAAUUUGUUACAACAAAUACCAAAGACCCAUCAAAAUUCUAUAGUCACACUGGAACUUUGGUUGGAUCAAGUAUUACUUGAAUCAGGGGAGUC
Molecule: messenger RNA, 5378 nt
Organism: Lutra lutra (Eurasian river otter)
Lineage: Eukaryota; Metazoa; Chordata; Mammalia; Carnivora; Mustelidae
Gene: SLC67A2
Product: major facilitator superfamily domain containing 9
Exons: 7
Coding region: 81-1406 (441 amino acids)
Biological process (GO): transmembrane transport
Molecular function (GO): transmembrane transporter activity
Source: RefSeq, a predicted model, not a curated record